Molecule: messenger RNA, 2331 nt
Organism: Fusarium coffeatum
Lineage: Eukaryota; Fungi; Ascomycota; Sordariomycetes; Hypocreales; Nectriaceae
Exons: 3
Coding region: 1-2331 (776 amino acids)
Source: RefSeq, a predicted model, not a curated record
AUGUCGUACUUAUCUAGUGUUCUUGCGACACAUCUAACAGAUACAGGAAUGCGAACGUUCGCUUUUGGCACACUAUUAGAACCCGAUCUUCCUAGGGUAGGUACUAAGGAAGUAGAAGUUAGCGCCGCAGAAGUGACUAGAAUACGCUCGUCCUCUGCUUCUAACGACCGUCACGACCUUAACGCGCCCACGAACCCUGCCCAGCACCAGCAACGCCAGCAUUCAAGCUCCAGCUCACGACCACUGUUUAAUCAGACGUCUGAUCCUAUUGAGCGACUCUCUACACCCCGAAGUCUUCGCCGAACUCCCAAGUUUGACGUACCUCCAAGCCCAGGUCCCGAGCCACGCAAAUCCCACCGCCGAGCUGCUUCCCUUGGUUUUGAACCCAGGACAACCCUCGCGCCCGUUAACGAUCUACCGGAGACUCAUCCCACUGUAUUGGGUCUCAUCCCCGUUCGCUCAGCGCAGCCUCAAGUUCCCCGUCCCCGCCGACGACUUUCACAGGACUUGACUGAGGACCCUGACGAGGUCUCUUCCGAACAUCCCCCAACCCCUCCAAGACAGACUCCUUCUCUACCUGCAAACUACCCAGAGCCUCACCCUGUGGUUAAGAUCUCCAAGCAUACCCACAGUGCCAUCCUCUUUGCACUCGAGGAGGCGCUGCGCAAUCCCAAUCCUUUCACCCCAGAUCUUGAAGAGGAAUCUGCAAGUAUGGCCGACCUUCUGGCUUCCGGAGGUAUACCUCCAGCCUCUAACGGCAAACCUGCAGCUCCUCCGUUCCGCCCUGGCUCAGCUCCUGGUCAAUCCGGUUCACCAUCCGGAAUUAGAGGUCCGAGGAUGAUCAUGCAGGAACGCGCAGCUCGCGAAGCGCGACAACGUGCAGAGGCCGAGGCGCAACAACGCGAGAGAGCGGAACAAGAGGCGCGCAUUUUGGAACAAGCUCGGAGAGCAGAGGAACAGCGUAGAUCUGCUUCUGGCGUUGCUGGUGGGCAGGGUACUGAUGCGGAAGCGCGCCAAUCCAUGAACCCCCAGCGACAGGCGCAACCCGCAUCCGACAAUACAUCAGCUCGUCCUCGGGCAAACACUACUGGUCAAGCACCACAUAAUCGAGCUGGCCGAUCUGGUACAACCAACCAACCACCCCCUCAGACAUUCACUGGUCCAACCCCUGGGGCACCACCCAACUUCGCUGCUCAAGGCGCAGAAAGCGGAAAUCAGGGAGGUUCCGGUGGGUCAAAGCCCCGUAACUCCUUUCCUCACGCCUUUGAGCGAUGGGAGACAUUAUCCGCCCAUUGGGAGGGUCUCACCAGCUACUGGAUACGCAAGCUCGAACAAAAUAAGGAUGAAAUGAAUCGGGAUCCCCUCAACCAGCAACUGGCCCGUCAAGUAACAGAUCUAUCUGCUGCCGGAGCCAACCUUUUCCAUGCCGUGGUUGAGCUCCAGCGUCUUCGUGCAAGCUCCGAACGCAAGUUCCAACGCUGGUUCUUUGAAACCCGUGCAGAGCUGGAGCGUGCACAAGAAGUGAACGCCAUGCUUGAAACUGCCUUGGACCAGGAACGCCGGGGUCGCGCUGAUGCUAUCCGCGAAGCUGUCGAAAACGAGCGUGGUACUUCCAAAGCUCAGAAGCAGCUUGCUGAGAUGCGCAAGGAGCUAUCUAUAUCCAAAGAAGAGGCACGCCGGGCAUGGGAGGAACUGGGACGACGCGAGCAAGAGGAGCGUGACAGAACUUUGUCUCUCCAGUCAGGGCAGCCUACUAUUGUCGGAGGCGUUCAGGUUGUCCCGAUGACCCAAGGCGGACCCAGACAUCAGAGCAGCCGGGCUCAAGGGGCCUACCAAACUGAAUACGGCUCUGGUUAUCCACCUGAAGCAAGGUCGUCUCCCCAGCAUCAGCCUCCCGUGACAAGCGCCGGCGACCAAUACCGUCAGCAGGGACUUCAAGCACCAAUGUCAGAGGGUGGUUACAGCGAAGGUGAGUACGUGAUUGACGCAAACGGCAACUUUCUGCUGGAUGCCCAAGGAAACAAGAUUCCCUUCGCUGGACCGCCCUCUACAUAUUCUGGUUCUGAUGCUGAAGCAGAAGAGUAUGCGACACCCGCCACAACUGUGCCCCCAAGCGGGAAGCAAGAUUCUCCUUCAACCUCUACCGGAGGGGGAAGUGGCGGCAACGGUGGUCAGUGGACUGGCACAUACUCAGAUCCCCAAGACUAUAGCGGCCAAGGGUACGGCACACCUGGUUGGGAAACGGUCCCUCGCCAUCACCACCCUACUCGACUGAGCGAUGUCAUGGAAGAGGAGGACGAACGCAGCCGAGCAAGUACGAGCCGUGUUUAG